This is a messenger RNA of Microtus oregoni (creeping vole), 498 nucleotides long. RefSeq names its product odorant-binding protein-like. The coding region runs from base 1 to 498 and encodes 165 amino acids. Gene Ontology annotation, molecular function: small molecule binding; odorant binding. The transcript has 6 exons. Lineage: Eukaryota; Metazoa; Chordata; Mammalia; Rodentia; Cricetidae. The record is from RefSeq and is a predicted model, not a curated record.
AUGGUAAAGUUUCUACUGCUGGCUUUGGCAUUUGGUCUGAAUCAUGCUCAUGCUGAGCUUGAAGGAAAGUGGGUUACCACUGCCAUCGCUGCUGACAAUGUGGACAAGAUAGAGGAAGGAGGACCUAUGAGAGUCUACAUGCGUGAACUUACUUGUUGUGAGGAAUGUAGUCAAAUGGAAAUCACUUUUUAUGUCAAUGUGAAUGACCAAUGUUCACAGACCAAAAUCACUGCAUAUAAGCAAGAAGAUGGAAACUACAAAACCCAGUUUGAAGGUGAUAAUGUAUUUAAACCUGUGUUUUCAACAGAAGACAUCAUAGUCUUUGCUGGUGAUAAUGUGGAUAGAGCUAGCCGGAGAACAAAAUUGAUUUUUGUUCUUGGAAAAGGCCAACCCUUGACUCCUGAGCAACAUGAGAAACUUGAGGCAUAUGCUGAGGAACGUAGCAUUCCACCAGAGAACAUUCGAGAUGUUCUGGCUACAGAUACUUGUCCUAAAUAA